This is a messenger RNA of Lodderomyces theae, 1212 nucleotides long. RefSeq lists its product as uncharacterized. NCBI's taxonomy places the organism in Eukaryota, Fungi, Ascomycota, Pichiomycetes, Serinales, Debaryomycetaceae. Gene Ontology annotation, cellular component: endoplasmic reticulum membrane. The transcript has a single exon. Bases 1 to 1212 code for a protein of 403 amino acids. Gene Ontology annotation, biological process: GPI anchor biosynthetic process. The record is from RefSeq and is a predicted model, not a curated record. Gene Ontology annotation, molecular function: hydrolase activity, acting on ester bonds.
AUGAUGCAGCUACACCUACUACUAUUUCCAUCAACGAUUCUAACAUUCUUUUUCUGGUUUUUAAAUCCAGUCUUGGCAUCCCCAGGAGAUGACUUGUAUGCAUUUACGGACUGUGUUUACCAGUGCGAACAAAUAACGUGCUAUAAUAACCACUACUACAUUGAACAGUACGAACGAAGACAAGAAUUGCUAGAUCAAGGCUAUGAAUUGAAUUACUACAACCCGACUUGGCAAUUUGUCGAGAUGCCCUUGCCGUGGCAUUUACGAUUACUAGGAUGGACGUGUGAGCUGAAUUGUGAUUAUCAAUGUACGCGAGUGAUUACCAAUGAGAGGAAAAAACACGAAGAGGAGAUUUACCAGUUUCAUGGAAAAUGGCCAUUCUUGCGUGUUUGUGGAGUGCAAGAGUUGAUGAGUGUUUUGAUGUCGUUGGGCAACUUGAUUGUAAAUUAUCGAUAUGGGUUUAGGAAGAUCUGCCCAAUUAUAACAGAUAAGAGUUUACCAUAUUCGCUUCGAAAACAGUACCUUCACACAUUUGUGGUCGUAAUAAUUACCAUGCUUGCUUGGACAGCAUCAGCAAUUUUCCAUACACGAGACUACCCAGUUACUGAACAUUUGGACUAUUAUUUAGCGGGAGCGACAAUCUUGUCCACCUUCCAUGCGUUGGGCUCAAGAGAGUUUUCAUUGCACAAACGUGAAAAUCAAAUUUACCAAUGGGCAUUUUCCACAUUGUGCAUCUCGGCAUAUGUUUACCACGUUCAGCGAUUGUACCGAGACUGGUCGUAUACUUACAACAUGAGAGCCAAUUUGACUCUUGGCGUUUUCCAAAAUAUAUUUUAUUGCCUAAUUGUAUUCAAGCUAUAUUCGCGAUACUAUUACCUUGAACAAAGCACGAAACAAACUAAUCAAAAUCACUUGAAGUACAUCGAUUUCAAAAGAAUUCUUUUACCCAGUUUCUACUCCGCGAGUGCGAAACUUUACGCAUUGUACCCGUUGUUGUUGUGCACUAUAGUUGUGUUGGGGUCUUUAUUGGAGAUUUUUGAUUUUCCGCCAAUCUGUUACGAUUUGGUCGAUGCCCAUAGUUUAUGGCAUUUGGUUACCAUCAUACCUCCUUAUAUGGGCUGGUAUGAUUGGUUGGUGUGGGACAUUAACGAGAACGUAUGGCCAGACGUGUUGGAGGAGGAAGAGACAACCGGAAGGAAAAAAGCCGAGUAG